AUGACUGAUACGGACGGGGCGCUGGCCUGGGAGAAAAUGAAUGGCCUUUUACCGGCUGUUGUGCAGGAUGCCGACAGCGGUGAGGUCCUGAUGGUCGCGUAUAUGAACGAAGAAGCGCUAGCGAAAACCAGGCAGAUUGGCCUGGUAACGUUUUUUAGCCGGUCAAAACAGCGACUGUGGACCAAGGGGGAAACAUCGGGCAACGAAUUGGUUCUCGUUGGCACAUAUGCUGAUUGUGAUGGCGACGCGUUGCUACUAACCGCCCGCCCGAGGGGCCCGGUGUGUCACCUAGGAACACAGACUUGCUUUGCUGAUGAAGCGCUCGUGCCAGUGGCGUUUUUGGCCAGGUUGCAGCGCUUGAUUGACCAGCGUAAUGAGCAAAGGCCAGCCAAGAGUUAUACCACUUCGCUUUUUGAGCAGGGGACGCGUCGAAUCGCUCAGAAAAUCGGCGAGGAGGGGGUUGAGGUAGCCCUAGCAUUGACCACGACUGAUACAGAAGAGGUGUUGGCUGAGUCAGCCGAUUUGCUGUUCCAUUUGAUGGUUGGUUUGUCCGACCGUCAGCUCAGCAUUUCGGACGUGCUUAACACGCUGGCCAAACGGCACGCGGCUGGCUAA
This is a messenger RNA of Nerophis lumbriciformis (worm pipefish), 615 nucleotides long. NCBI's taxonomy places the organism in Eukaryota, Metazoa, Chordata, Actinopteri, Syngnathiformes, Syngnathidae. The record is from RefSeq and is a predicted model, not a curated record.